Homalodisca vitripennis (glassy-winged sharpshooter) is the source of this 2526-nucleotide messenger RNA. It is a transcript of the gene Spec2, whose product is annotated as CDC42 small effector protein homolog. Lineage: Eukaryota; Metazoa; Arthropoda; Insecta; Hemiptera; Cicadellidae. Gene Ontology annotation, molecular function: small GTPase binding. The record is from RefSeq and is a predicted model, not a curated record. Gene Ontology annotation, biological process: regulation of Rho protein signal transduction. The transcript is spliced from 4 exons. Bases 88 to 366 code for a protein of 92 amino acids. Gene Ontology annotation, cellular component: plasma membrane.
GAGUUGUCCAGUUAUUUCUCGUUGACAUUUGGACUGUUACAAUUUGGAUACCCAGAUCCGUAAAUUUCUUCGAUCCUAUUCAAGGUCAUGUCAGGGUACCAGUCCAGUAACAUGGCGGGAGGAGAGUUGUGGCUACAGUGGUUCUCCUGCUGUAUAAACCAGCCAGCGCAACAGAGGAAAAGACAAAGGCAGCAGAGGCGGAGAAUCGACAGAUCAAUGAUUGGUGAACCCACCAACUUCCAGCACACAGGACACAUCGGCUCCGGAGAUGUGGAAGUGGGCAACAGUCGACUGCGGGCCAUCCAGAACCAGAUGCAGAGCAAGGGUGGAUAUGAGACUUCCUUCACCACUGUAAAGGCCUGCUAGAGGAUCUGCGCCAUUGUACAUACCUACCGGCCCUGCGCAGGGAUGUCCGUCUUCAACUCGGUUAUUUUAUAUGUAUCAAUAAUUUGUACAGAAUUGAGUAUUUUAGUUUGUAAUUGUCCUAUUUAUUUCCUACAUUACUAUGUAUGCCCCACCGCCGGUCAAACUUGACAACACAAAAUAUUGUAUCGCCGCCGCCGGUUCAUUGAUUAUUCUAUCAGUACUUACCCAGCACAAAACUAUAGUUUAUAGCUUUAUUUCAUUUUAUGAAAAUGCUUUAUUGAUUGACUUCAUAUGAUUAACUUACUUUACUAUUUAUAUUAAUCAAAGAAGUGGCGUUUAUUAUUUGUUGUAAAAUUUUAUAGCCAUUUUAUAGUAUAAGACUAGUCAAAAAGUGUGAUGAUUAACAAAACACGCACAGUUGUGUGCAGAAUGACUUUAUAAACUAAUAGAUUCAAAUAAGGUAUUAUUUUAUAUUGUGUGAAUUAAGUUUGACUCUUUUUUUUAACACCGUUUAAAUGUAUUAUUCUUUCAGUAUGUGUAUUUCAGUUAUUUUUUACUACAUUGAUUAAUAUAUUUUUAUUUUUUUGUAUGAAGAGAACUGUUUUAGUUAUUAACUGUUUAAUUAGGCUAUUGCAUAUUAUCGUUUUUAAGGGACUAAAAGUUUUUAUUUAAAAAUUGAUAUCCUAUCAUCACAUGUUUGUGAUUGUCUUAUUAUUUACCAUUCACAUUGUAUUAUUUGACCGUGUUGCUCUCUGUGAUUAUUCCGUUGUUGACGUUUCUCUUUAUUCUUCUUGUAUUGUUGAUGUGUAUAUCAGUGUUGUACAGUAUAUUAGUAGUCAUAGGUUAGCUCUAGGGUAGGCUAGGUAGAUUACGGUAGUUGAUGCAAACCCAACCUCAAGUCUGAAUAAUGCCUUAUAGCCAAAACUGCCAUUUGACCUAUACAUGAUUCAUGGUUGCCUUUGUGUGGUGGACUUACUGUCUUCCAUCACAUGAGCUGUUGUAACUCUUUGGAAAGUUUUACUGUUCAACAAACACCAACUACUUGUACUGAUUCUUCGUGUCGUGCAGUAGUAUUGUAAGAUUUAUUUAUAUUCUUGUUAAUCUCUUUGUGGACAAUCGUAGUUAUAUAUUUAAAAAUUAGUAAUUUUACAGACUUUUAUGUUUAAUUUUUCCCAAUACGUGGUUUAAAAUGGAAAACUUUCAAAUUUACCUAAUAGACUAAGACAGAAUCUGUUGAUUAGUUUAUUUUCAAAACCCAUAUACAUAUUAGAGUUACAGUUUUAGAUGACUGACAGAUAUGAUCGGAAAAAAAACUGAGGACAUAGAAGGAAAAAAUGAUAGUUAAAAUUAUUAUCAGCCAACUAUGCACUAGAAACUAACGUUUGGCUAAUCAGUCACCUACUUGAGACACUCAAAAUUAAUUUUGGAGGAUUAAUCUAUUUGGUACAAAACCUAUGCAUUUUCUCUUGGUUGUAUAGUAAGCGUUUUAAAACUAAAACACAAGCGUUUCACAUUGUUUUGGAAUUUGUUCAUUAAUAUAACUAAUUGAUGUUGUUUUAUUACAAAAUAUACAGUAUUUGGUUAAGCCAUGUCUAUAUUUCUUAUGAACUGAAUUGUACAAAAAGCACUUAAAUGAAUUAAAUUUAAUACUAAUACAAGUACUGUAAAAAUAAAUUAAGACUCUUCUACUAUUAUUGUAAUCGAACAGAUCGGUAAAGGAGUUUGAUUAACAACAAUUAAAAACUUGCAAAUCAAUUUACUUGAUAACAAAAUAAUUUGACUGUUAUGAUACAAAACAAUGUGUACUGCUUUGUGUGUUUCAUUUGAAGUGCUGUUUUUUUUUUUUUUUUUUUUUUUUCAAAAGUAGUAUUGUAACAGGUGUAUUGAACAUGUAAUCUGUAUAGAAUAAUUAGAAGAUUUCAUUUUAUUAAACAAUAUUGUUAUGUUAUAAAAUGCGUCAAGUCUAAUGUCAGAGUCUACUGUGAGAAACAUGUUCAGAGUUGUUGGGUGAAUUUUGCCAUAGACUGGUGAAAUAUGUUCCUCAGGUAAAUGCAAUAUUCAGUAUAAAAUAUUCAGAUUAGACUAGCUUUGUACAAUCAGUGAUAUUUGUACUGGUAGUUUCACAGGUAUGGAUGUUUGUAUUAAAGUUACUUAGUGAGA